AUGAGUACGCCUCCCACCACUCCCAAGACCAAGCCCGGCGCCGAAUCCAAGCUGCCACACGCACAUACCCACACUUCGGCCCUGACUCCGCCCACCUCCCCACGUCAGAGCCGGUCCUCUUCCAACAUCUCAGAACUGGCGACGACCAUUCCCGCAGUGCCGACUCAUUCUCUGCUGGAACUUCCGCUGAAGUUGAAGGAUGCCACAUUACACCCCAUCCAAACCGCUGCCGUCGGUCAGAGCACUUUGCCCGAGACAAGGGUCGGCGAAUGUCCCUUUGACAUUGAGAUCCUCAAAGACGAACGUGGUCAAGACGCUGUCUUCGGGACCGGCGCCUGGAGCACGGUCUACAAAGCCACCACCCAUGUCCAAGUGAGGACCGUCUCAGGCUCCUUGACACCGCCGCUUUCCCCGGCACUUGCGACUCCGGCCCUCGUAGCAGUCAAGAGACCUGCGCGCCGAGACGCAAUCUCCAUUUUGAAAAGCGAAGCCAAAGUGCUCAGCCAUCUCCAUUCCAUCGCAAAUAGCGAAAAGUACGUCGUUCCUUUCUACGGCACCGUCGACGAAACCACCCUUAUUCUCGAAGCCAUCCCCUUCAGUCUCGAAGACCACAUCCGACAAUGUGCAGCCGUGGCUUCCCAAACCUUGUCCACUUGGACCAUGGCCGACCCAGUCCUCGGCAGCGAUGCGAAAUGGUUUCAUCUGGCACGGCAGCUCAUUUCCGCCCUUGCGUGGCUCCACCGUGAUGCACGAGUCGUCCACGGCGACAUCAAACCUGGCAACAUCCUCCUGACGUGUGUCCACGGGUCGGGAACUGACGUAUCCUGUCGGCCAGUCUUCGCCGACUUCUCCUCGGCCCAGCGGCUUGACAUGGAGGACAUGACAGCAAAUACGCUCUCAGCCGUCACCAGAGAAUAUACCGCCCCCGAGCUUCUCAACUCCAAAGUUCUCCGGGACCCCACGUCCACAGCCACACCAGCUUCGGAUGUGUUCUCCAUGGCAAUCACCUUACUGGUUGCGGCGACGGGGCAGAUGCUGGUAUACCCCGGCUCGGUGUUACAACGGCAGGCCAUGGCCACCCAAGGAUGGAUGGUGUUGAGUUACGUUCGGAAUGCGGAACAAGGUUCGCGGGUACCUAGAUUCGGCCUUGUUGAGAGAGUUCUGGAAAGGGCCGUCUUGAAGGCGGACAUGGGAAGAGUGAACGCGCAGGAGUGGCUGGGCAUUGUCGAAACCAUGGCACAAGGGGAUCCUGGGAAGUUAUGA
Cladophialophora psammophila CBS 110553 is the source of this 1263-nucleotide messenger RNA. Its product is annotated as serine/threonine protein kinase. The record is from RefSeq and is a predicted model, not a curated record. The coding region runs from base 1 to 1263 and encodes 420 amino acids. The transcript has a single exon. Gene Ontology annotation, biological process: protein phosphorylation. Lineage: Eukaryota; Fungi; Ascomycota; Eurotiomycetes; Chaetothyriales; Herpotrichiellaceae. Gene Ontology annotation, molecular function: protein kinase activity; ATP binding.